Molecule: messenger RNA, 781 nt
Organism: Beta vulgaris subsp. vulgaris (sugar beet)
Lineage: Eukaryota; Viridiplantae; Streptophyta; Magnoliopsida; Caryophyllales; Amaranthaceae
Exons: 5
Coding region: 50-781 (243 amino acids)
Source: RefSeq, a predicted model, not a curated record
CUUAUAUACUACUAAUUGAGCUCAUUCAUUGUUGGGUUAGGAAAAGUACAUGGUUCCCGAUCAAGGGAAAAAAUGGGUUUUCGAAUCUAUAAAUGCAAGUUGGCGUGGUCAUAAAUGUAGGGUAAAGCAAAAGCACUACUAUGCACAUGAAACUGAUGAGAAAAGGUGGGAAAAUCGUCCAAAAACAGUUUCCGAUUCCCAAUUUAAAGAUCUUUUGGAAUACUGGAAUUGUUCACUAAUCGAGAAAGAAGCAAAAAUUAAUAAAGGCAAUCGUGGAUCACUAGAUGAUAUGCAUACUAUGGGUCCGAAGUCAUACGCAAUGUUACGUCAUAAGUUGCAACAAGAGGAUCCGGAUAAGCAAGAGCCUUCACAAGAAAAGGUCUACAAAGAAUCGAGGAAAAGAAAUCCUGAAAAGACAUACCUCACCAACAACGAAAAAAGUAUAUCCAAUAUUGCCAAGAUGGAUGCUUUACAAAGUGUUGAACAUGGAGAAGAUGGUAACACUAAGGAUAAUUACUCUAAAGUCAUACAAGAUCCUGUACGCAAAAAUCGUGUACGCCUUUAUGGAAGAGGAGUUUUUACAAAGUAUGGAGACUCAAUUGGUGCAAAAGCUAGCACCGAGCGUGGCAUCUGCAUUCUUUCUCAAAUUCAAGCCGCUAAUCCAGGAGUAGAGCUUGUGAUUCCUGAUUUUUCAAUGGUACAAUACCAAGGGAUGCAUCUAGAGAUCAACAUCCAACUAGUGACACCAAUGAGCAAGCUUCUAAUGGCCCUCAAUUGUUAG